Molecule: messenger RNA, 2941 nt
Organism: Diprion similis
Lineage: Eukaryota; Metazoa; Arthropoda; Insecta; Hymenoptera; Diprionidae
Product: cyclic nucleotide-gated cation channel alpha-3
Exons: 13
Coding region: 350-2941 (863 amino acids)
Biological process (GO): monoatomic cation transmembrane transport; potassium ion transport
Cellular component (GO): intracellular cyclic nucleotide activated cation channel complex; plasma membrane
Molecular function (GO): intracellularly cGMP-activated cation channel activity; protein-containing complex binding; intracellularly cAMP-activated cation channel activity
Source: RefSeq, a predicted model, not a curated record
CCUCGGCGGCGGAAGCGGCAGCGGAGGCGGUAGCGGAGGUGGCAGCGGUUCCGGAAGUGGCGCUGUUGCCACCAGCGCCACGCGCCUUUGCCACUACGACAGCGGCCACGAACUCGACGAAAUAUCGGUCGUAGGAGUUGGGAACCGGAACGGGGAGAGCCUGACGCCAACUACUCCUUGCCACUGCAAGUAUGGAAGUGGACAAACACUCUACAGCGUUGCCACUUCCGUUCCUCCAGCCCCAGCGGUACCCGCCCCCAGAGUCGUCCCUGGGAUCAUCACUACCGCUGGUCCAGGCAUCGUUGGCGAACGGCUCGGCGACUCGGCUUCCGUUCUGGCGUGCGAAAAGAUGAGAGAAACCGCGACAAGGAUGAGGACCGAAGAUUCUACCAAGAGCAUGGACAGCAUGUCUAGGGGUGGACUCAACUCCCGGCAAAGCCUUCUCGACCUUGUCAGUUGCAAACUGAUGGGCAGACACACGCCCAGUCACCAUUAUUAUCACCAACAACAGCAGCAGGUUUACUCUGUGUCGCAGCGAUACUUCUCAUCGUCGAGGGACUCCCUGUCUGCAGCGUACGUAAACAGAGCGGCGGUCGUUAGUUCAGCGGCCAGCGAGCUUGAUCUGAGCAGAAGAACACGCCGGAGAGACCUCAGAGGGCGAUUGAAACUUCCGAAUGCCAUUACCCUCGCCCCUUCAAGGGACAGUGGCGCCCACCUUCACAACCAGUCCUCUACUAAUCACCUCAAUACUACUGGCAGCUGCAAUGGGACCGAAACGAGAUAUACGGCUCAUCAACAGCAACAGCAACGUGGCAGUAGAGGAUUUCCGGGACAACCCGGAACCCGAGGAUUCAGGACGGGGGCGCCAAAUUGGUCCUUCGUCUUUGAUCCUGCAGGACGUUUAUGCUACUACUGGUCAAUGGUUGUGUCCCUCGCCUUCCUCUACAACUUCUGGGUCAUCAUCUAUAGGUUCGCUUUUCAGGAAAUUAACGGUGAGACUCUGGUCGUUUGGUUCUGCCUCGACUAUCUUUCCGACCUUCUUUACCUCGUCGAUAUCGUCUUCCACUUCCGUACCGGAUAUCUCGAGGACGGCGUACUGCAAACAGACUCAACCAAGCUGAGGCACCACUAUAUGAACAGCACCACGUUCUACAUUGACUGCCUCUGCCUUUUGCCACUUGACUUUUUGUACUUGUCGAUCGGCUUCAACAGCAUACUCAGGAGCUUCAGGCUCGUCAAAAUAUACCGGUUUUGGGCUUUCAUGGACCGGACGGAGAGACACACCAACUAUCCAAACCUCUUCCGUUCCACCUCGUUGAUCCACUAUCUGCUGGUGAUAUUUCACUGGAACGGUUGCCUUUACCAUUUGAUAUGCAAGAACAAUGGUUUUGGCAGUAAAAAUUGGGUCUUCGGCGACUCGGAGACCGCUGACGUGGUCAAACAAUACCUGCAGAGUUACUACUGGUGCACACUCGCCCUGACGACGAUCGGUGACCUGCCCAGACCAAGAAGUAAAGGCGAAUACUUAUUCGUGAUAGCGCAACUACUUUUCGGAUUACUUCUCUUCGCAACGGUUCUCGGUCACGUUGCGAAUAUCGUUACUUCCGUCAGUGCGGCCAGGAAGGAGUUUCAGGCGAAACUUGACGGCGUUAAAACGUACAUGCGAAUGCGAAGGGUGCCCAAUCAUUUGCAGGUCAAGGUGAUCAAGUGGUUUGACUAUCUGUGGCUAACCCAGAAAUGUUCUGACGAAGAAAAGGCAGUUAGUUGUUUACCAGACAAACUGAAAGCCGAAAUGGCGAUAAACGUGCAUUUGGACACGUUAAAGAGAGUUGAAAUCUUCCAAAAUACGGAAGCAGGCUUCCUCUGUGAAUUGGUGCUGAGAUUACGACCCGUCCUCUUCUCACCCGGUGAUUAUAUAUGCCGUAAAGGUGAGGUGGGAAAGGAAAUGUACAUAGUGAACAGGGGUCGCCUACAGGUGGUAGCGGACAACGGAAAGACCGUCCUGGCGACGCUCAAGGCGGGUUCCUACUUCGGAGAAAUCAGCAUCCUCAAUAUGGGGACUGCAGGUAAAGAGUGCGGUAACCGGAGAACAGCUAGCGUCCGUUCCGUCGGAUACUCGGACCUGUUCGUGCUAAGUAAAAAGGACAUGUGGGACGUCCUCAAGGAGUAUCCAGCGGCCAGGGUACGACUGGAAGCAAUCGCCGUAAAAAGACUGGAGAAAUACAAGAGGGCACCGCUUGAAAAAGCGGCCAUGGGUAGGUGCCAGAGCACACCCGGCUUGGUGGAGUCGCGGGGUCGGGUUCCCCUCGAGGAGAUGUGGGUCUCGGCGCUGGAAGCGCGGAAUCAGGCGCCGAUGUUCGCGUCGGCGGUGCCGGUAGCGAUGGUGGCGGCCUCUACGACGGCGGCGCACUCGUUAUUCUCUCCCUUGCCGAGUCCAGUCGCAUCGCGUUGUCAGCAAAGUAGCCACGGUAGCGGCGCAAACGCUGUGGCCGCUAACAACAACAACAAUAACAACAGUAACAAUAAUAAUAACAAUAACAGCAAUACUAAGAGCAUGGAGAGCUCCAUGAGCGCUACCAGCAGCGGACACAGCAACGAGGAUCAGAACCAGAGGCCGCCUAUUACCGGUGCUUCCCUCCAAAUCUUCAGUGGAAAACAAUCCUCGCCAUCCGGAACAACCUGCAACAGCACGAGUCCGCUGGUGCAGUGUGAGGGCGCAACGCCACUUCUGGGAACGCACGAGGCGCUCCUCGCUGAGAUAAAGCGUCUCCGUGAGCGUCUAGUGACACUGGAGACGGAAAACGCGGCGAUGAGCGUAAAGCUGAACCAGCAGCAGUGGGAGGUGGAGCACAGACUAGCCGAAAUCGAGAUGCAGAUAUGCGGCGCGAGUUCGUCGUCGAGUCUAGAGGACAACGAGCGCAACCGUGAAAGCAUCAUUUAA